CAGCAUUGGAAGUGAGAACACGCUAGUUGAGCUCGCAAAGUUGUGAAAUUAUUGUGACACAGUUUACGAUCUUUUAGUCCUUGUAUUGUUUAUAAGUGAACACGUGUUAUUUGCUGUUUGUGUAAAGUGCCAGUGACAAUUCGAAACUCACCUUGGAUUGCACCAAAAAUAAGUGAUAUUUACAAUUUGAAGAGUAUACAUUUAAACAAGAAAAUGUACAACGAAUCAGUAGUACCUGUGAAAGUGGAGUCCUUCAGUGGAAUGGCUGCUAAAAGCCCAAUCGGUCAAUGUAUAAAGACGGUACUCAGGCGGGCUUGUGUUGAGAAACGGUUGACUAUAGGUCUUCUUCCCGCCAUACAGUACUUGUCAAACAACUGCAAUGGCGCCUUGUUCUGUGUGACGACGGAGGCAUCUCCCGGCGACAGCGCGACGCACAUGCAAGAAGUACUGUUGCAAGCAUUCUGCGUUGAAAAUGAUAUUUAUUGCAUUAAGGUUGACUCGGAAUCUAAAUUAAAGAAAAUCCUCGGCUGCUGCAAAACAUCUGUCGACUUCAGCUGCAUUUUGGUCCACUACCCUUACACUGACCCAUUUAGUGACAGUCAGGAAAUAGACUUAACGAGCCUCACUGACAUGGAAAAAGACUUAAUUGAUUACUGUGAGAAUAAUUGGGGUCAUUCACAAAUCCCUGUUGUAAAACUUCCCGAGAAGUGAAUUCUUUGAAAAGGAAUUGAACGGAUAUAGAAUUAAUGACCAUAAGGUCCUUGUAUAUUGAACGAUUUCGUUCUAAGCUUUUCUUGAAUAACCACUGUAUAUUAUGUAUUGGAUUUUAGUGGUUUUUAGAGAUACUCUUGUAGAAAAGGUGGUUUAAAUUAUGGAUAAGAAAGUUUUUUCUAUUGUGGUACAAUUUAAUGUUGCCGUUGUAGCUUUCUGAAUAAAUAUUUGUAUAUUAAGAUGUUGGC
Messenger RNA from Papilio machaon (common yellow swallowtail), 959 nucleotides. RefSeq lists its product as uncharacterized. Bases 214 to 711 code for a protein of 165 amino acids. NCBI's taxonomy places the organism in Eukaryota, Metazoa, Arthropoda, Insecta, Lepidoptera, Papilionidae. The record is from RefSeq and is a predicted model, not a curated record. Gene Ontology annotation, biological process: regulation of cell cycle. Gene Ontology annotation, cellular component: cytoplasm; nucleus. The transcript has 3 exons.